UAUUACCCACCGACCGCUCCCAACUCGACACUCCUCCAUAAGAAACCGGCCAUAUAAUGUCAUGACGGACUGCGCGUUUGUUCUCUUCUGCAUGUUCUGCGCACUUUCGCUUUCUCCCUGAAGCUUAGCCGUUGUUUUUGAAAGCUUAAUUUUCAAGAAACGGCAGAUGUUUACUUUCCAGUGCGUCUUGAACUAUUCAGCCUACGGUGCGCUGUGACGGAGACUCUCCGAACUUCGUCUUAUACCGCUGACGGCUGUACACCUUAAACAAGCUGCAGGUGCAACAGCAAGUGAAGACUUUGUCAAAGAACAUCUGCAGAUGUUCUCCUGCUGUUUUAGAUCAUACAGCUCAUCUCCUUGCAAAUCUCAGUGAGACGGUCUUCAGUUCAGGAAAGUCUUCAUUCUGCUGUAUAAAAUGACUUCAGGAGGAAAUUCUUUGACAGCUGCAGUGUUGCUGUUAAUCAUGAUGAAAGUCUUCAGUGUCCUCACUCUCUCGUGUUCUUCAACAAUGUAUCAAGCACAAGACCUAUGCUGUCAAAAGUGUCCUGCAGGAAAUCGAGUCAAGACAGAUUGCACAGAGACUGCACACACUUCCUGUGUGGCCUGCGAGGGUGGAACCCACAUGGAUAAGCCCAGUGGACUCAAACAAUGCACUCACUGCACAAUCUGUGACCUAAGUUUUGGUCUGAAGGAGAACAGGACAUGCACAUCAACAUUAGAUACAGUUUGUAAACCAGAGGAUGGAUUCUACUGUGUUGACGUCGCAGCUGGUAGCUGCAUGGCAGCACACAAACACAGGCAAUGUCAACCAGGAGAAUACAUCAGCCAAACAGGAACAGCCUUCAGAGACACUGAGUGCUCUGACUGCAGCAAUGGGACAUUUUCAGAUGGGACUUUAAAGUUUUGCCGGCCACACAGACCAUGUGAAUCCCUAAACCUUAAGCUGAUAAGACCAGGAAAUGCUACAACUGAUGCUCAGUGUGAAGAACAAGAUCAGGAUAAUGUGGUCCCAAUCAUCAUUGGCUGCUUGUUGACGAUUUUAGUUAUUGGCAUAGUUAUAGUUAUAGUUAUUUAUGUCAAAAGAAAGACUCUGUGUCCAAAAAGAGAUGUGCUGUAACUCCAGUUGGAUGCUGAGACAUCGUGUUUGCAGUGAACAGAAAACUACAAACUUCCCUGAUUCACUGCUGUCCGAAUUAUUACCUGGAAACUGGACGUUAUCUGAAGACAAAAGAAUAGAAGAUUCAUAAUCUUUACUGCAUCAUGAUGAACAAAUGGAUGCUAUCACAGGAAGAGUUUAGAGUAUCUUCUAAACCUUUCCAGUGUUUUUCUAAAGAAUUUCUUUUUUUUAAAAAAGAAUUUUAUUUUAAAAGUUUUGAACUUUAAAAAGUAUAAUGAUGAUGCUAACUUAUAAUUCAAUUGAAAUUGUAUGUCACAAUAAUUUAUGUAGUAUAUUAUUAAUAUAUACUAUAAUAAUAUGGUAUAGUAAAGUAUAUAAGGUCUCAAAGUCCCGGCGGGUCUUUCUGCAUCAGAAAAUUUUUAUUUUAUUUUUUGGAUUUUUUUAUGUGGUUUUUAAUGGACUGUUGGAUAAGUACACAUGUUUUUUUUAUGGAGAUUUUCAUCCCAGAUGUGUAACCUCAGUUUCAACAAAGUCAGGACACUGUGUAAAAUGUGCAUUUGACAAUAAAGAAUGCAGUGAUUUUCACAUCUUAUAAACCCAAA
Molecule: messenger RNA, 1719 nt
Organism: Maylandia zebra (zebra mbuna)
Lineage: Eukaryota; Metazoa; Chordata; Actinopteri; Cichliformes; Cichlidae
Product: tumor necrosis factor receptor superfamily member 5
Biological process (GO): immune response; signal transduction; negative regulation of alpha-beta T cell proliferation
Cellular component (GO): external side of plasma membrane; membrane
Molecular function (GO): protein binding; transmembrane signaling receptor activity
Source: RefSeq, a predicted model, not a curated record